AUGUGUCCAGUACGAGUUGGUUCGGAGCACGUUGCCACGGCGACACUUCCUGCCUCCUUUAACGAUCUGUUACCUCACUUCCUGGUGGAGCCUGACGAUGAGUACAUAGUGAAGAACAAGCCCGUCGCCCUGACCUGUCGCUCCACCCCGGCAACCCAGAUCUACUUCAAAUGUAACGGGGAGUGGGUCCAUCAAGAUGAUCACCUGAUCGACCGCACCGUGGACCCUGCAACAGGUCUGCCCAUCAUGCAGGUGAAAAUAGAUAUCUCCAGACAGCAGGUUGAGAAGAUCUUUGGUCUGGACGACUAUUGGUGCCAGUGUGUCGCCUGGAGCACUACGGGAACCCAGAAGAGCCAAAAGGCAUAUGUCAGGAUCGCCUACCUGAGGAAGAACUUUGAGGAGGAGCCAAUGGGGAAGGAAGUCUCGUUGAACCAGGAAGUGUUGUUACGCUGUCAUCCUCCAGAGGGUGUACCACCACCUGAGGUGGAGUGGCAGAGGAACGAGCAUGUGAUCGACCCGGUAAGCGAGCCCAACUUCUUGGUGACUGGGGACCGUAAUCUGAUCAUCAAACAGGCCAGGCUGGCGGACACGGCCAACUACACCUGCGUGGCCAAGAACAUUGUGGCACGACGCAGGAGCUCCCCCGCCACCGUUCUGAUCUACGUGAACGGAGGUUGGUCUACCUGGACAACGUGGUCGGCGUGCAGCGCAGUUUGUGGGAGGGGCUGGCAGAGGAGGAGCCGCAGCUGCACCAAUCCCACGCCGCUGAACGGGGGCUUGGCCUGCGACGGACAGAAUGUCCAGAAAAGCGCCUGCACCGCCACCUGCCCAGUAGAUGGAGGUUGGAGUGAUUGGUCUAAUUGGUCUGAGUGCGGAGUGGACUGCUCCAUGUGGCGCAGUAGAGAGUGUACCCAGCCCUCGCCUGGCACCGGGGGCAAAGACUGCCAGGGCAUCGACCUCCAGUCACUCAACUGUACCAGCCAACAGUGUCUACAGACUGCCAAUGGAGUUGAGGAUGUGGCCCUGUAUGUGGGUAUUGUAGCCGUAGCUCUCUGUCUGACCCUCAUCCUCAUCGUGGUGGUCCUGGUCUACCGCCGUAAGAAGGAGGGUCUGGACGCUGACGUAGCGGACUCGUCCAUCCUGACCACGGGCUUCCAGCCUAUGGGCAUCAAGCCUAGCAAGCCAGAGAACUCCCAUCUGCUUACCAUCCAGCCGGACCUAACCACCACGACCACCAGCUACCAAGGAACCCUGCGCUCACGCCACGACGGCAUCACACACACCGGCACCGCUAAGUUUUCAAUGACCAACGGUCCGCUCCUGGACCCCCUACCCAACGGGUCGCACCACACCUUACACAACGGGAAGAUGACCUCUGACCCUGCGGAGUUUAUGACCCGCCUGUCCAAUCAGACGUACUUCAAGACGUUGCCGCGGGACGUGGCUAACACCUCGUAUGGGACAUUCAACUUCCUGGGGGGUAGACUCACCAUCCCCAACACAGGCAUCAGCCUGCUGAUCCCUCCAGAGGCCAUCCCCAGGGGAAAGAUCUAUGAGAUAUAUCUCACUGCUCAAAGGAAAGAAGAUUUAAGGUUACCCCUGGUGGGCUGCCAGACCCUGCUGAGUCCCAUAGUGAGCUGUGGUCCUCCGGGGGUGGUUCUGACGCGGCCCACAAUUCUCAGCAUGGACCAUUGUUCUGACGCCUGUCCUGAGAACUGGGCCAUCAGGCUGAAGAAACAGAACUACGAGGGCGUCUGGGAGGACGUCUUAAUGAUGGGAGAGGAGUUGAUCUCAGAGCCGUAUUACUGUCAGCUGGAGGCAGAGACGUGCAGAGUGUUCUCGGAGCAGUUGGGUCGUUUCUCUCUGGUGGGAGAAUCUCUAAACAUGUCCGCAGCUAAGCGUCUCCGUCUGGUGCUCUUCUCUGACACAUACUGCUCUACCCUAGAGUAUAACAUCAGAGUCUACUGCAUGGAUGAUACACAAGAUGUCUUCAAGGAGGUGAUGCAGAUGGAGAGACAGCUAGGUGGUCGUCUGAUUGAUGAGCCCCACGUCCUGCUGUUUAAAGACAGCUACCACAACCUGCGCCUCUCCAUCCACGACAUGCCCCAGGCACACUGGAGAAGCAAACUACUGUCUGGAUACCAGGAGAUCCCGUUCUACCACAUCUGGAACGGUUCCCAGCGGUUCCUCCACUGUACCUUCACCCUGGAGCGGCUCAACCUCAGCACCUGUGAGCUCACCUGUCAGCUGUGUGUCUGGCAGGUAGAGGGAGAGGGACAGAGCUUCGGUCUCGACUUCAACAUCGCCAAGGACAGUCGACCCCUGGACCCGGAGUUCCUGCUGAUGGACAAUAACCCUAGCGGCUCAGCUCUAGCAGGACCCAGUGCUUUCCAGAUCCCCUAUCUCAUCAGGCAGAAGAUCUGCAGCAGCCUGGAUACACCUUGUCCCAACGGGGCCGAUUGGAGACUGUUGGCCCAGAGACUCAAACUGGACAGGCACAUGAGUUUCUUUGCGUCCAAGGCGAGUCCCACCAGUGUGAUUCUGGAUCUGUGGGAGGCCCAACACUUCCACAGUGGAAACCUGAACCAGCUGGCCACCGUCAUGGCCGACAUCGGGAAACAGGAAGCUAUGAUCUUCCUGGUCUCAGACGGAGAGUGCUAGCCCAGGCUUUGUCCCAAUACUGCACCCUAUUCCCUAGAUAGUGCACCAAAGUAGGUGACCAACUAGGUAAUAGGGUGCCAUUUGAGAUUGGCCCCCUAAACAGAGAGAGGACUGGAACAGGGUAGAAUAUACAGACAAGAGAGGAGAACGCCCCCCCCUUUCUCCCCUCCUCUUCAAGAGAGGAGAGGAGAAUGGAACACUCCCCCUCUCUCUCCCCUCCUCUACAAGAGAGAAGAGAAGAAUGGAACACUCCCCCUCUCUCUCCCCUCCUCUACAAGAGA
Oncorhynchus keta (chum salmon) is the source of this 2942-nucleotide messenger RNA. Its product is annotated as netrin receptor UNC5A-like. Gene Ontology annotation, molecular function: protein binding; netrin receptor activity. The transcript is spliced from 16 exons. NCBI's taxonomy places the organism in Eukaryota, Metazoa, Chordata, Actinopteri, Salmoniformes, Salmonidae. The record is from RefSeq and is a predicted model, not a curated record. Gene Ontology annotation, biological process: netrin-activated signaling pathway. Bases 1 to 2661 code for a protein of 886 amino acids. Gene Ontology annotation, cellular component: membrane.